Messenger RNA from Aspergillus campestris IBT 28561, 1983 nucleotides. RefSeq names its product pentatricopeptide repeat protein. The transcript has a single exon. Gene Ontology annotation, molecular function: protein binding. The record is from RefSeq and is a predicted model, not a curated record. Bases 1 to 1983 code for a protein of 660 amino acids. NCBI's taxonomy places the organism in Eukaryota, Fungi, Ascomycota, Eurotiomycetes, Eurotiales, Aspergillaceae.
AUGACGGUUUCCGACGGUGAAUUAUCGUACCGAACACGAUUUGUCGAUCAAAGUACGCGGGAUCUUGAAAAUGAAAUUAUGGCGAGGACUUGGUUCGACAGUGGGCUGGAUGUUCGACGAUGGCGAGCGGCCUUGACCGAAAUUUUCAAGGCAAAACAUUUCGCCAGAGACGCCCGGCGGGGAUUACCAGAACAGUUUAAGCCGAACGGAGAGGACGCAAAACUACGUGGUCUGUUAGAAACAGACGGGCAGGGCCAGUUUCGCGAGGCAUGGGAGGGCCUAGACAAGAAGUCGAAAGCUGGGCAUUGGAAGCGUAUGUCGCUGUGGUUGCUGCAAGAUUCUCCGGAGCUGGCCCUGGAAUUCUUUCUGGUGACCUCCCAGAGCGCGCACAGGCCGGUGUUCCUCAUGAUGGCGGAUUGCCUAUCCUUCUUGCGUGCGUUCUAUGAUGAUCGAUUGAAGCAGUGGGAGCGAGGCACGCAUACGUACGAUUCGGCGCUGCAAACCUGUCUGGACCCCAGCAAUUGGCCCAUCAUUGUGGUGUCUCAAAAGGGCGUCCGUCAGUACUUGAUGGUCGCCGACCGUGACCGUCUGCAUGCGGCUUAUGACCACGUUAUCGACAAGAACGUGUACGUCACAGCGGAGACCUAUCUGUGCUUCAUGCGCCGCUUCACGGAUUUCGAAGACGUCGAUAAGGCACUUGACGUGCUCGAGCGGAUUCGUAGAUUGAGCCAGCAUGAGUUUCUGAUCGAUUCCGCGGCCGUCAUGCAUCACUGUUGUAAACUUCUGACGCUCGACUCCGUGAUCGACGAUUCAAACGGACGCAACUUUCGCAUCCUUCCCAGUCUUCUCCAGAUGGGCGUACGGCCGGACCGGGACAUGAUGAACGUGGUAUUGCGGAACGCGUUCCGGACGGGGGACCCGCAGUUGGGGCUCGACAUGUUGAAUUUCAUGCGGAACCAGAACAUGAAGCCGGACUCUUAUACCUACUUGACCCUGCUCACGGAUGCCGUGUCUCGGGGAGACCGGCACCUGGUGGACUCGUUGAUCGAGGAGAUCGAGCCCCAGGAGGAGAUGUCGAAGAAUCCCUGGAUUGCGAACAAGACUUUCCACGCUCACUUUGUCUUCACGGCCAAAAACAUCGAGGAGGAUGCUGACCCCAGUGCGACCUUCUACUCGCUGUUGAACCUGUACACCAAGUUCCACGACAUCACGCCCUUGAAGGAACUCACCAUCCUUCCGCCGGAAUAUACCCCCCCACCAGGGGGCGCAAACGAGCCCCCAUCGGUGAUCGCGUUGUACCUCAUAAUCGCAAGCUACCUCCGGUGCCACAAACGCAUGCCCCACGUUCUCCGCAUCUACAAAUACUUCCACUCUAUGGUUCUCAGGGGCCACGAGAUCAUCGCGCCCCUGGCCGCCACCGACCACACAUAUAACGAGUUCCUCGUCGCCUUCCGGAAAGACCCGCAGGGUAUUCGGCCAUCCGUGCGGCUCGUCGAAGACAUGCUGCAGCCCACCACUCACAGCGACGGAGUCUUACCAAUGACCCGCGCCAAACCAACCGUACGGACCUGGACGCUCCUCCUGAGCUCCUUCACCUACAACCGGCAACCAAUGGCCGCAGAGAGAGUGAAAGACAUGAUGGCCAAAUACGGGGUCGAGUUCAACAUGGUCACCUGGAACACCAUCAUCAGCGGGUACGCGAACGCGCAGAACGUCCCCGAGGUCGCCAAGGCCAUCAAGGCCAUGGAAGCCCAGGGCCUGUCCAUCGACGCGUACACCAUGAAAAGCCUGCGCUACCUGCAUGACCCGGAGCAACUCUGGGAGGUGGUAAAGGAGCUGGACGAGCUUUCCGCCGGACCUGCGACGGACUUGUCCUCAGUGGCUGCUCCGCUGCAUGAUCACGAGGAGUAUCUCAGCGGAGCGGACGAUUUACUGGACCAAGGACUGCGACGUUUGCAGGAGAGCCAGGCGACCAAGUUAUGA